CUCUUAAACUUUAUUUUGGCGGCUAGGGUUUUGGAGGCAGCCGACUAACCUAGGGUUAGGGUUUCGAUUUCAUCCAGAUCCAUCAACAACACCAAAACUCUACCCUAAUGGCGGUCUUCUCCUUCUCGGAUCUGCACACCGAAUCCGGCGUCAAAACCCUAGAGGAGCACCUCUCUGGAAAAUCUUUCAUCUCAGGAGAUCAGAUCUCGAAAGAUGAUGUUAAGGUGUUUGGAGCUGUGACUCAAAAGCCCGGAGAGGGAUUUCCCAACGCUGCCAAAUGGUACGACAGCGUGUACUUGGUUCUCGCUGCAAGAUUUCCUGGCCAGGCUGUUGGAGUGAGAUUUGGUGGUCAAGCUGCAGCUCCUGCUCCUACUUCCGAGGCUCCUAAGGAGAAUGCUGGUGAUGAUGAUGAUGAUUUGGAUCUGUUUGGUGAUGAGACAGAGGAGGACAAGAAGGCAGCAGAAGAGCGUGAGGCUGCUAAGAAGGCCUCUUCAAAGAAGAAAGAAAGUGGAAAAUCAUCGGUUCUUCUUGAUGUGAAACCUUGGGACGAUGAAACUGACAUGAAGAAGCUGGAGGAGAUGGUUCGUAGCAUUGAAAUGCCAGGCCUUCUGUGGGGAGCAUCUAAACUUGUGGCUGUUGGUUAUGGCAUAAAGAAGCUGCAGAUCAUGAUGACCAUCAUUGAUGAUCUUGUGUCUGUCGACAGCCUUAUUGAGGAGCGUCUUACAGUUGAACCUGCAAAUGAAUACAUUCAAAGUUGCGACAUUGUAGCUUUCAACAAGAUUUAAACCAUUAUCGGAGUUGGCCAGCAUAUGGGGGAUGGGGGAAACAUUAGCGUCUGAAGUCUUAAAAGUUACCAUAGUCGUUUUGUUUCCAUCCUGAGAUUCGAUUUCAAUGGUUAUCAGUUUUAUGACGAACUUAAGUUACCACAUCCUGAUGGUUUUAAUAUUUAUGAACCUGUUUUUCAAAUGUUGAUUGUUACCCAAGUUACUGAAGAGGGGAUUUGUGUCUGUCUUGAUUGCAUUAUAGGUGGCUCUUCUGAAGCUUUGUGCCGCUCAACAUGGCUCUCAACCUGAACCCAGCAUCUUGUUUCAUUUCAAAAGGUUGUUUAAUUUGCCUGAAAUUCUGAAUUUAGAUAUUCACUUCCUAUUUACAUGUCGAACUCAAAUUUUUGA
Messenger RNA from Asparagus officinalis (garden asparagus), 1172 nucleotides. Its product is annotated as elongation factor 1-beta-like. The transcript has 6 exons. The coding region runs from base 108 to 785 and encodes 225 amino acids. Gene Ontology annotation, cellular component: cytosol; eukaryotic translation elongation factor 1 complex. NCBI's taxonomy places the organism in Eukaryota, Viridiplantae, Streptophyta, Magnoliopsida, Asparagales, Asparagaceae. Gene Ontology annotation, biological process: translational elongation. Gene Ontology annotation, molecular function: guanyl-nucleotide exchange factor activity; translation elongation factor activity. The record is from RefSeq and is a predicted model, not a curated record.